Messenger RNA from Eruca vesicaria subsp. sativa (arugula), 1542 nucleotides. The record is from the annotation of a GenBank genome assembly. Lineage: Eukaryota; Viridiplantae; Streptophyta; Magnoliopsida; Brassicales; Brassicaceae.
AUGUCAGACGACGACAAUUACAAGAGCUUAUCAGAUUUUCUCAAGGAAUUCUACAUCCCUAGUUACGUCCUCUCACCCGAAUCGGAUCCCCCCGCACUUCCCAUCGCUCCUCCCGAGAGUCCCGUCCUUGUCUUCAUCAACUCCAAAAGCGGUGGUCAGUUGGGUGGGGAACUCCUCCUCACCUACCGCUCUCUUCUCAAUAAUAAACAGGUCUUUGAUCUUGGGGUAGAGACUCCGGAUAAGGUGCUUCGCAGGAUUUAUAUUAACCUCGAGAGGCUAAAGGAUGAUGAUCUCGCUCGUCACAUUCGAGACAAGUUAAAAAUAAUUGUUGCAGGAGGAGAUGGAACUGCUGGGUGGCUACUUGGAGUUGUUUGUGAUCUUAAAUUAUCACAUCCUCCUCCUAUUGCCACUGUGCCUUUGGGUACAGGAAAUAACCUUCCCUUUGCUUUUGGAUGGGGAAAGAAAAAUCCAGGAACUGAUGCAGCUUCAGUGGAGUUGUUUUUGGAUAAAGUGAUCAAGGCCAAAGAGAUGAAGAUUGACAAUUGGCACAUACUUAUGAGGAUGAAGACUCCUAAAGAAGAGGGUUCUUGUGAUCCUCUUGCACCUCUUGAGUUACCUCAUUCUCUACAUGCAUUUCACCGUGUUUCUCCAACUGAUGAACUAAAUAGGGUAAAUAAAUCUUUCUGCCACGAUAAUUCUGACUCAUUUUCUCUUAUUAUGGAUAUCCUUUGCUCUUUCCAGGAAGGUUACCACACAUUUCGCGGAGGAUUCUGGAAUUACUUUAGCCUCGGAAUGGAUGCUCAAAUUUCUUAUGCGUUUCAUUCUGAGAGGAAACUACACCCUGAAAAAUUCAAGAACCAGCUGGUUAAUCAGAGUACUUAUGUAAAGCUUGGUUGCACGCAAGGAUGGUUUUGCGCCUCUCUUUUUCACCCUGCUUCGCGGAACAUAGCUCAGCUUGCAAAGGUUAAGAUUGCAAAUAAAAAUGGCCAGUGGCAUGACCUCCACAUUCCCCAUAGCAUCAGGUCCAUUGUAUGUCUGAAUCUGCCCAGCUUUUCUGGAGGACUAAAUCCUUGGGGUACACCAAAUCCCAGGAAACAGCGCGAUAGAGACUUGACACCACCAUUCGUUGAUGAUGGCUUCAUUGAGGUUGUUGGGUUCAGAAAUGCUUGGCACGGUCUCGUCCUACUCGCUCCAAAUGGACACGGCACACGACUUGCCCAGGCGAAGCGCGUUCGCUUCGAAUUUCACAAAGGUGCAACGGACCAUACAUUCAUGAGAAUGGAUGGGGAGCCCUGGAAACAGCCACUGCCAAUGGACGAUGAAACAGUGAUGGUGGAGAUUUCACACCUUGGCCAAGUGAACAUGCUUGCAACUCAUGACUGCCGGUCCAGAAGUAUGUACGACCCUUUGACACCCCGCCAUCAGGAAGAGUAUGAUGAUAAUGAAGACGACUCAGUGGCUGAAGCCGAGGAAUAUAGAAAGUUUGGUGCUGCAGAUACCUUCAAGAUUCCUGAUGAGGUUGAUAUUUCUCACCUUAGCUAG